This is a messenger RNA of Macadamia integrifolia, 2338 nucleotides long. Its product is annotated as trihelix transcription factor GT-1-like. The transcript has 5 exons. The record is from RefSeq and is a predicted model, not a curated record. The coding region runs from base 864 to 2030 and encodes 388 amino acids. NCBI's taxonomy places the organism in Eukaryota, Viridiplantae, Streptophyta, Magnoliopsida, Proteales, Proteaceae.
AGAGAGAGAGAGAGAGAGAGAGAGGGAGAGAGUGGAGUCACAGCUUCUCAGCACCUGGGGUUGAAUCAUGGCUGAUUCAUCUCCUCUCUGGGUACUUGGGAUCUUGACUCCUUUAUUUUUUUUUUCCUUUUUUCACGAAUUCCUGAAGUGAAGGAGUCACUGUUCUUCGAGACGAAAAGAAAUCUAGUCUUUCCCUUCUUUGCUUUCGCAAGUCAUAACCUUUUCACUUCACCUUCACGCUUCCUCUCUGUCUAUCUCCCUGUGCGUGUGCUUGACUUGAGAAUAAGAAUCGUCGGAAAAUUUUGAAACCCUCUCUCUCUCGCUCUCUGUGACAGAAAAAUAAGAGGGAAUUUCAUUUAUAUAUCCAACAAGAACAUCGAGAAGAAAAGGAGACUUUUUAUUUUCUCUCUUUCAUUUUCUCAAACAAUUGCCCCCAAUCUCAGAAUCAUCGACACGGGUUUUCCUUGUCAUCUGUUUUGCUACAAUACCCACUUCUCCUUUCCCUUUCCUUUGUUCCAUCUCUUUCUCUCUCUCUGGAACUGCUUGGUCACUGUCUCUGAGAGAUUGUUCUGUUUUUCUCUUUCCAUAUUUGGUGGAGUCAAUCUUUGAAUCCGAAAUAUGGGGUAUUCCCCCCUUCUUUUUCACCGACAAAACCCAUAUCUUAAUUUACUUCUACUGUCGAACUACAGUGGUUUCCUGUUCCAGCUCUCUCUAUUAUUUCACCACUGAGCGACUUUAAUCUCCAAAUCCGAGGAAGGAGUUUCCUUGCCCUUCCCCUAUUCGAAGCUUCGAACCCAAUUGCUAUCUUCUUCUGUGACUUUCGAGAACAGCUUCUCUUGCCUUGUAGAUGCUUGUCAAGAGCCAUGUACCAGCUGUCUGAGAAACCUCGUCCAAUUGACUUCUAUAAAGAGGAGGAAAGAGAGAUGAUGAUUGAAGUUGUUGGCAAUGGUGGCUUGCAGCCCCAGCAACAACAGCAGCAACAGCAACAGCAACAGCAACAGCAACGGCAACAGCAAAUGAUUCUUGCCGAGAGUAGCGGGGAAGACCACGAGGUAAAGGCGCCCAAGAAGCGAGCCGAGACCUGGGUCCAGGAGGAGACCCGAAGCCUCAUCAGUUUUCGGCGAGAAAUGGACAGUCUCUUCAAUACUUCCAAGUCGAACAAGCAUCUCUGGGAGCAAAUUUCGUCUAAAAUGAGGGAGAAGGGUUUCGAUCGAUCCCCGACGAUGUGCACUGAUAAAUGGAGGAACUUGUUGAAAGAGUUCAAGAAGGCAAGGCACCAAGAUAGAGGUAGUGGUUCAGCUAAGAUGUCAUACUACAAGGAACUGGAGGAAUUGCUCAGGGAGAGAAGUAAGAACGCAUCUUACAAGAGUCCUACACCUUCUAAGGUUGAUUCCUUCAUUCAAUUCUCAGAUAAAGCUCUUGAGGAUGCCAGUAUUCCAUUUGUAUCUGUUGAAGCUAGUGGAAGAUCAACACUCAAUCUUGAAAGGCGUUUGGAUCAUGAUGGACACCCUCUUGCCAUCACAGCAGCUGAUGCAGUUGCAGCCAGUGGAGUUCCCCCAUGGAAUUGGAGAGAGACCCCUGGAAACGGGGGGGAGAGCCACUCUUCCUAUGUUGGGAGGGUAAUAUCGGUCAAGUGGGGGGAAUACACUAGAAGGAUUGGGAUCGACGGUACGGCGGAUGCAAUCAAGGAGGCAAUCAAGUCUGCCUUUGGCUUAAGAACCAAACGGGCAUUUUGGUUAGAGGAUGAAGACGAAGUUGUUCGUAGCCUUGACAGGGACAUGCCAUUGGGGAAUUAUACUCUUCACCUUGAUGAGGGAUUGAUGAUAAAAGUGUGUCUCUAUGAUGAAUCUGACCGCAUACCUGUUCGUACUGAAGACAAGACACUUUAUACUGAAGAUGAUUUACGUGAUUUCCUUAGUCGUCGUGGUUGGAUGGGUCUACGAGAGUUCAAUUGCUUUAGAAGCAUCGACACUUUAGAUGAUCUCCGUCCUGGUGCGAUGUACCAGGGUGUGAGAUUGCUUGGGGACUGAGAGAUGCAUUUAGUAUCCUGAUGAGCGAUGAAUUUUCCAGAUAAAUAACCUUCCGUCCCAUAUGCAAUUUUUUGUUUUUAUCCUAAAGUGCACACUUGCACCUCAUGUAGUAGUCCUGCCUACUGAGCCAUAAGUAAUCCUGGUGAGUUUGCCCUCAUCUUUUGCCUCGAGUUCACUUGAAGAGGAAGAGUACUGCAACUAAAUGUAACAAAAUAUUACCCAACUGUGUAUAGCAAUUUGAUGGAAUGGUAGGAGGAAAGAAAAAAAAGCACAGUUUUCCCCCCUCGUGUGUAUUUCAUGUUUGAAAA